Molecule: messenger RNA, 1551 nt
Organism: Caenorhabditis remanei
Lineage: Eukaryota; Metazoa; Nematoda; Chromadorea; Rhabditida; Rhabditidae
Exons: 8
Coding region: 1-1551 (516 amino acids)
Biological process (GO): monoatomic ion transport; synaptic transmission, glutamatergic; modulation of chemical synaptic transmission
Cellular component (GO): postsynaptic membrane; plasma membrane
Molecular function (GO): glutamate-gated receptor activity; transmitter-gated monoatomic ion channel activity involved in regulation of postsynaptic membrane potential
Source: RefSeq, a predicted model, not a curated record
AUGUCAGGUGACUCCAAAGCACAAUUACAAAGAAAUGUACAAGUUUCUGAUGAGUUGAAACCUCAUUUCCGAGUGACUACAAUCAUGGAAAGACCCUAUGUCAUGCUGAAGAAAAAUCAUUAUGAACUCGAUUCGAAUUCGAAAUUUGAGGGAUUUUGUAUAGAUUUACUUGCUGAAUUGUCGAAAGAUCUUGGAUUUACUUACACCAUUCAUGCGGUAAAAGAUGGAAAAUACGGAAACGACAAAUAUGGAAAUGGAUCAUGGGAUGGAAUGAUUGGAGAGAUUCUGAGAGGAGAAGCUGAAAUGGCAGUUGCCCCAUUGACUGUUAAUUAUAGAAGAUCUGAAGCAGUUGACUUCACGAAACCAUUUUUAUCAUUGGGAAUCAGUAUUCUGUACAAAGUACCCGAUGAUCAACAACCUGAUUUAUUCUCUUUCUUGAAUCCAUUAUCUUGGCAGAUUUGGACAGCAAUUGCAUCUUCUAUCAUCACUGUCACACUUGGAAUGUAUUUCGUGGCCAAUGUAACUCCAUACGAGUGGAAUCUGAACUUUUCUUGCUGCACUGCACAUGAACCUCAUCCAGCAGCAGCUUUUGCCACCAGUCAAGAAGCUCCAAUUGUCAUGUCCAAUAACUAUAGUUUUUGGAAUACUGUCUGGUAUGUUUUGAGCACAAUGCUCAAGGGAGGAUGUGAUUUUGGUCCGAGAGCAGUUUCCACCAGACUUCUUGGAGGUACCUGGUGGGUAUUUUAUCUGGUUAUUAUUUCUGCUUACACUGCCAAUCUGGCAGCUGUUCUCACUGUUUCUCGACCUUAUAUCCCUAUCAAGAAUCUUGAUGACUUGGCAAAUCAAACUACAAUUUCCUAUGGUACAAUCAGAGGUGGAUCCACGAUGCAAUUCUUCCAAGAGUCCAGAAUCGCUGCACACGUCAAAAUGUGGGAAUAUAUGAAAGAUAAAGAUGUGUUUGUGACAAGUAAUGGAAAAGGAGUGGAGAGAGCAUUGAGCAUGAACUACGCGUAUUUGAUGGAAUCCACUUCGUUGGAAUACGAGACUCAACAAAAUUGCAAUUUGACACAAAUCGGAGGUGUUCUGGGAUCUAAAGGAUAUGGAAUAGCGUUGGCUAAAAAAUCCGAGUGGACUGACCGAAUCUCUCGGCAAAUUUUGCUCUAUGCUAAACGUGGAAUCAUUGAAAUGAAAAAGACAAAGUGGUGGAGAAGCAAAGGAGCGGCAUGCACGAGCACUGCGUCGGCUGUCAAGCAUGACCGAUUUGCACUCAGCAUGUACAACGUCGCUGGUCUUUUCAUUACUUUGGGGGUCGGAAUAUUUUUGGCAGUGAUCGUUGUCAUAUUCGAAUUGAUGUAUCGGUGUCAUCACAUCUCGAAGAAAGAAGGAAAACCGUUUUUGGAUGAGUUGUUCUACGAGCUGAGGUUUGCGUUAAAUAUGAAUUCGCUCUCCGAUCAUCGGUCUCGUCAGAAAAUGUCAAUGUGCAUGAACAAUGGAAAUGGGAAACCAAAUCAUUUGAAUGAAAACGGAAACUUGAAGAAGACGACAUUGUAA